Rattus norvegicus (Norway rat) is the source of this 3074-nucleotide messenger RNA. RefSeq names its product zinc finger protein 949 (gene Zfp949). The record is from RefSeq and is marked provisional. The transcript is spliced from 6 exons. Lineage: Eukaryota; Metazoa; Chordata; Mammalia; Rodentia; Muridae. Gene Ontology annotation, cellular component: nucleus. The coding region runs from base 847 to 2658 and encodes 603 amino acids. Gene Ontology annotation, biological process: regulation of DNA-templated transcription.
AGAGGCUCACGGGUAAUGUAGUCCCUAACGUACAAGGCCCUCCCACACAGGAUCAGGUAACCGGCUCUGACAGUUGACUGGUAGGCACCUCUGUCCUGCACUCCCUUUGCAACUACCCCUUAGAAAGUCGCAUCCUGGCUCUGUGCUGACACCUUAGCUCGGGCUGUGAGUUUGGUCCAGGUUUUCUGGAGGCGGGUGGGAAAAACAAAAAGAGGAGUGCGGUUUCGGAGUCCUCGGAAGCGGGACUCGUGCCCUCUAGCUCGGUUGAAGCAGAAACAUAGGUGGGUCUUGGCGAAGGGACUGAGGUGCAGUUCCAGGGCGGACCGCAGCGGCUCUGGGGGAGGUGACUGUCAGAGCCAUCAUUCCCGGUCCGACGGUCGGCCUGGACAAGACUUUCAUGGUUGCUGUAUCCGAAGACUGAGCUAGGAGUGUCUGGAUCUGUGGUUCCAACUGUCCAAAGGGCCAUUACAGAAGCUCUGCCAAGGAGGUCGGUUGGUAUCUGGAUUGGACUCAACUGGCAAAUGACUGUCUUUUCCCACUUCAGUGACAGAUGAAGCUGACGUCAUCAGAGCUUCGAGGCUGAUAAGUUCCAGGUGUCCAGUCCCACGGCCAGUGGUUCCUGUGGAGUCUUUUCAAGGUUCUGUGUUCAUCAAGUUGGCACAAAGGUUCCUUACAACAUAUCUCUGUCCACCAAUUGUACAGUGUUUUGAGUGGAGAAUCUAGGACCAAGCCAUGAAUAUCCUCUCACUCUCAUGACUCUAAGAGAUUCUCCUUCUCUCAAGUGUAUCCCAGAAUCCUCUACGUGUUUCCAAGGGCAAAACCAAAACCAAGCAACUUAGAAACAUCAUGAAUGAAUAUGUGGAGUUGGUGUCAUUUGAGGAUGUCACUGUGGAUUUUACCUGGGAGGAGUGGCAGAAUCUCAGUGAUGCUCAGAGGAUACUGUACAGGAAUGUGAUGCUGGAGACGUAUAGCAGCCUCCUGUCACUGGGGCAAUGUAUCCCUAAACCUGAGUUGAUCUUCAAGUUGGAACAGGGAGAGGAACCAUGGGCAGCAGAAGAACCUGCAAACAAGACUCUGCCAGUCUUCUGCAAUGUGGAUGGUAUAAUUGAAACCAACCAGAAGAGUCAUGAGAGACAUUUGUGGCAAGUUACUGCCAACAGCCACAAUAGAGCAACUGAGGAAGCAAAUGGGUUAGAAAACACUUUUUAUUUAUACUCCAUGAAUAUUUCAAAUUUUGUUGUAAACAAUGGAAACUGUUCAAGAGUGAAGCCUGAGAAGUUGCAUGGAUACCUGAAUACAUGUCUCCCUUCUGAACCUCAUGGACUGUGUACUGUAGAGCAAUAUAACGACUGUUGCAUAGCAGGGAAAUCCAUCAGAUGUCCUGAGCAGUUGGGGCAGCAUUCCAAGGUUCAAACUGGACAGCAGGAUUUUGAAUAUAUGGGAGAAGGGAAAGAUACAAAGGAGGCAAAACUCUUGAAAAGCAUUGCUCCAUCUAAGAGACUUCACCUGGGACUGACUUCCUGUGAGCAUGGUGAAUGUGAGCAAGUUUCUGUCGAGUCAGAUGUCAUGGAUAAUGGAGGGAAGACAACUUUCAGUAGGACAUGUAACCUCACUAAACACCAAGCAACAUACUUAGGGAGAAAAUCUUGUAAAUGCCUUGAAAAUAAGAAAACCUUUACCAGCAAAUUAGACCUUACUGUUCAUCUGAGGACACAUAACCAGAAAAAAGACCAUAUAUGUAUCCAGUGUGAGAAACCCUUUAGCACUAAAUCUUCCCUUACUGUUCAUCAGAGAAUUCACACAGGAGAAAAGCCCUAUGGGUGUAGUGUAUGUAAUAAAGCCUUCAGACAAAAGUCAGCUCUCAUUGUACACGAGAGAACUCACACUGGGGAGAAACCCUUUGGUUGUUAUGAGUGUGGUAAAGCCUUCCAACAUAAGUGGUACCUCAAAAUGCACCAGAGAACUCAUACUGGGGAGAAACCAUAUGAGUGUAAAGAAUGUGGGAAAGCCUUUCUAAAGAAGUCAUACCUCAAAAUGCAUCAGGGAACUCACAAGAGUGACAAACCAUAUGAAUGUGAAAACUGUGGAAAAACCUUCCAUAACAGGUCAUACUUCAAUAUGCAUCAUAGAACUCACACUGGCGAAAAGUCCUAUGCAUGUAAUGAGUGUGGAAAGGCCUUUUACCAAAAGUCAGACCUCAGGAGGCAUCAGAGGAUCCACAACAGUGAAAAAUUACAUGAAUGUAAAGAAUGUGGAAAAGCCUUUCAAAAUAAGUCAUAUCUCAAAACUCACCAGAAAGUUCACACAGGUGAGAAACCAUAUGAGUGUAAAGAGUGUGGAAAGGCAUUUCAAAACAAGUCAUAUCUCAACAAGCAUCAGAUAAUUCACACAGGUGAAAAGCCCUAUGAAUGUAAUAAAUGUGGAAAAAUGUUUCAGUGGAAGUUAGUCCUCAGUAAGCAUCACAGAAUCCACACAGGGGAAAAGCCCUAUGAAUGCAUUCAGUGUGGAAAAAUGUUUGGCUACAAGUCAUCCCUCAUUGUUCAUGAGUUGAUUCAUUCUGGGGAGAAACCUUAUGAAUGUAAUGUAUGUAGAAAAGCCUUCACACAGAAAUCAAACCUAAGUAGGCAUCAGAGAACUCACCGACAUGGGGAGCUAUGAUAGGAGUGGGUAUGGAUGUGGUCCCAUGUUCUGCCUCUCCUCUGGAGAUGCCCAACAGCCAAUAUACUGGCUUGGGGGAGACAAGGCGAAGACAGGGACAGGGGUCUGAAGUCUAUGUUCCUCUUGGGAUGUCAGACACUGCUUCAUGCCAGGCUGGAAGAGUGAAACAAAGUCUAGGAGGGGAAGGAGCCUGGUCCAGUUUGGAGUGAGUGCUGAGUCCCAGAGGGGCGGGAGAAGAGAGAGGUCUUAUGGAGUUUUAGUAUUAUGGCUCCUUUAGGUGAAAGCCUUCCCUGAGGCGAUCUUUAAUGAAGAAGCUCUCUUCUUGAUUGAUCUUAGCUUGUUUGUAUUACUUUAUUGGGGGUGGAUGUGAACACAUAGGCUUUAUUCUGGGUGAACAAAGGAUUAUGUAUUUUUGG